Mus pahari (shrew mouse) is the source of this 755-nucleotide messenger RNA. Its product is annotated as C-C motif chemokine 6. Gene Ontology annotation, biological process: cellular response to tumor necrosis factor; monocyte chemotaxis; immune response. Bases 40 to 387 code for a protein of 115 amino acids. The transcript is spliced from 4 exons. Gene Ontology annotation, cellular component: extracellular region. Gene Ontology annotation, molecular function: chemokine activity; CCR chemokine receptor binding. Lineage: Eukaryota; Metazoa; Chordata; Mammalia; Rodentia; Muridae. The record is from RefSeq and is a predicted model, not a curated record.
CAGAAAUCCUCAGACCAGCUGGGCCUGUCCUCCAGGAGGAUGAGAAACUCCAAGACUGCCAUUUCAUUCUUUAUCCUUGUGGCUGUCCUUGGGUCCCAGGCUGGCCUCAUACAAGAAAUGGAAAAAGAAGAUCAUCGCUAUAACCCUCCAAUAAUUCAUCAAGGCUUUCAAGACUCUUCAGACUGCUGCUUCUCCUAUGCCAAACAGAUCCCGUGUUCAAGAUUUAUAUAUUAUUUCCCCACCAGUGGUGGGUGCAUCAACCCGGGCAUCAUCUUUGUCAGCAAGAGGGGAAUCCAGGUCUGCGGCGACCCCAGUGAUCGGAGAGUUCAGAGGUGUCUAAGCAUCCUGAAGCCAGGCUUAAGAUCUGGGAGCAAGCACAUUGCUUGAGAAGGAGGGCAUGUGACCACCCAGGAAACCGUGUUUUUAUGGAUACUUAAAGCAUUUACUCUUCUGUUCAAGUUUAAAGCAGCAUAUGCAGUCAAUGGUAUUCAGGUGGACUCAGCUUGACACAGUUAGAGCCAUCUUGAGUUGUAACCGUCAUGAUUGUCUUUGAGUAACUGUUCGGUUUUCUUGCGGUUUCUCAGCAGAUUAUAAAUGGAUAAACUAUCAGAGUAGACUUUGGGGCUUUGGAAUGUGUCUGGUUCUGAUACAAGCUUAAACUGGGUAUUUGCCCUAGGCCAUACAUAUGUCCAGCUUUGUAGGGACCCAGUUGUUUGCCCUGCCACAAUAGAGCAGUAAGCACUCCCAAUAAAGUC